Messenger RNA from Paraglomus occultum, 1719 nucleotides. Lineage: Eukaryota; Fungi; Glomeromycota; Glomeromycetes; Paraglomerales; Paraglomeraceae. The record is from the annotation of a GenBank genome assembly.
AUGCGUGAUAAUCUAAAACAAGAAGAAUUCGAUAGUCCAAUACAAACAGCAACAAGGUUUGACUCACAUAGUGAUUCGGAGAACGACACGCAAUCCACGUCAGUAAAAUACAACUCAUCUUUUAUAACUCGUCGAAAAAGCAUACCCAAAGAGGCCCUCGGUUGCGACGACUCUGACAACAAGAUGACGAUUAAUGCCAAACCUAGGAAGAAGCUAUGGCUUCGGAUAAUGGCAUUACUUGUCUUUUUCUUGUGUUUGGCGGUUUUCCUUGUGCCUAAAGAACGACUGAAAUUCUCUCUCGAUCAAGAUGACGGAAUAUUCGAUGACGACUUGCCAGGUCCAAUCUCAGAUUCAGAUCAUCAAACGGAUGAUACCACAUCCGCACCCCAAACGACCACAUCGCCACUCACGACAUCUCAUUGCAAAAAACCAUAUCCUGGUCGCCCAUUGAUCCAAUACGCUCUCAUGAUUGACGCUGGUUCCACCGGGUCGCGGAUUCAUGUAUAUCGAUUCAAUUAUUGCAACAACUCCCCGCAGUUGGAGGAUGAAGUAUUUCAUCAUGUUGAACCAGGUUUAUCGAGUUAUGAUGACAAGCCGGAGGCUGCUGCUGAGAGCUUGGACGUACUAAUGGCGGUUGCUCUAAAGCAUGUUCCCGCGCAGUUACAUAGCUGUACGCCGGUUGCCGUUAAAGCUACCGCCGGAUUGAGAUUGUUGGGUUCUAAAAAGAGUCUUCGUAUUUUGAAUGCUGUUAGGAAGCGUCUGGAAAGUAGAUACCCAUUUCCUAUUAUUGCGAACGAAGGCGUCGCAAUUAUGGACGGUAGAGAUGAAGGUGUAUAUGCUUGGAUAACAGUAAAUUAUCUGUUGCAACGCAUAGGCUCUGCCCAUAAGCAACCAACGGCAGCCAUUUUUGACCUUGGAGGCGGUUCGACUCAGAUCGUUUUUGAGCCAGACUCUGCAGAGGACUCUGCUGUCGCACCAGGUGAACAUCGGUAUGAACUCCAAUACGGCGGACAUACUUAUGUUCUCUAUCAACAUUCCUACCUUGAUUAUGGUCUGAUGAGUGCUCGAAAACGGAUAAAAGAAUUUAUGAUAAAAAUGUGGUAUAACAUUAAAAGUAAAAAAGGUUCUACGGGUGUAAAAGCUGAAGAAUUAGAUGAAACGACGCCGCAUCCUUGUCUUCCAAAGAAUUACACUGAAGAAUUGCCUUUGAAAGAUAUACUGCCUUCUUCAGAUGAUGUUGCGACUAUUGUGGGUACCGGUGCUGGACAUGCUCAAUGUAGAGCAGUGACUGAGCAUUUGUUUGACAAGAACAAAGAAUGUUCGUUAUCACCAUGUGCCUUCGAUGGAGUUUAUCAACCAUCCUUGCGAGAGACAUUUUCAGUUAAUGAUAUUUACGCGUUCUCGUACUUUUACGAUCGGGCUAAUCCGUUGGGAAUGCCAACCGAAUUCUCUCUUGGUGAACUUCGGGAAUUGACGGAUGCGGUAUGCGCAGGCGAUGUCAGUAAAUUCGCCCAUUUGCCUGAAGCAACGAAGGCGUUGGAAAAAAAUCCACAUUAUUGUAUGGAUCUGACAUUUAUCUAUGGAUUAUUACAUUACGGAUAUGAGAUCCCGUUAGACAGAGAAGUCAAAAUUGCAAAAAAGAUUAAAGGUAUCGAGACGGGAUGGUGUCUUGGGGCAGCCAUUGCUGUCUUGGAUUCAGCGCAUUGGUGCAAGACAUGA